AUGAUCCGCGGCAUCCGAGAGCUCAUCGCGCCCGAGGACGUGGGGCUCUCGCUACCCCACGAGCACGUGUUGCACAAUAUCGGCGCUAUUAUAGCAACCAAUUCCUCUAAUGUAGACCUAGAAAUCCGCUUCGAAGACCUGAUCGACUAUCGUCACGAUCCUUUUGCCCACGGAGGUCGUAACCUUCUGAUGCAGAAGGAAGACGAAGCUUUUCGCGAGUUAGAGAGGCUGCAACAACUGAAACGCAACAAAUUGAAGCCAUUGAUAGUGGAUGUGACGCUCCCAGGUGAGGGACGCGAUGUUUGUAUGAAGGAACGACUGCAAUUGGCCGAGAGACUGAAAAAUCUACAUGUACUGACCGUCACGACGUUCGAGAUCGAGAAGAUAAACGAAAAAUUUACCGUCGGAUUGUCGACUAUUGAGCAGAGUGAACGUAUUGCUAAAACGCUGGAAGCAGAGCUGAUGUUCGGAGUGGAGAGUGGAAACGUCCUUGUGCAGGGUCUAGCACUUGCUCAAGUGAGAACGCAUGCGCCACUGUAUUUAUCAUUCUCGAACAAUGCACAUUCUGACUCGAACGAGAAGAUUCGAGUUUGGAUUCGUGCUCUAUUGGAUGCCGGGGCUGAGAGGAAAAAACUUGUGGUGUGUCAUGCGGAACGUUGGUGUCAAGAAGGGGCUCAGUACGCGUUUCUACUGGAACUCGUAGACUUGGGCGUGUCGAUACUAUUCAGCUCGAUCGGUCUGCUAGCUGUUAGCGAUUAUUGUUCCCAACUUCUACUGUCUACGAACGUGCAUCAACGGAUUCAAUACCGUCGCUAUGGAGGUGGAGGCUACACGUAUCUGUUCGACCAUUUCAAGCCUCGUUUUCUGCGUCGAGGAGUCUCGGAAGCGCAAUGGGAACAGAUCGUGCGCUCGAACGUCGUCGAUUUGUUGGCUUGGUACGAACCUCCCGAAGCUCCACCCAUUCCGAAAAACUACCUGCAGUGCUCAAUCUGUGCAAACUACUUUGAACCUAUCGAAGGGGAAUAUUUCACCAAGUUUACCUUCAUCUACUGCGGUACCAAGUGUCUACGUCGGCAUAGUCGACAGAAGUUCGCUCCACUUCCACUAAAGACGUAG
Molecule: messenger RNA, 1116 nt
Organism: Phytophthora infestans T30-4
Lineage: Eukaryota; Oomycota; Peronosporomycetes; Peronosporales; Peronosporaceae
Exons: 4
Coding region: 1-1116 (371 amino acids)
Biological process (GO): catabolic process
Molecular function (GO): zinc ion binding
Source: RefSeq, a predicted model, not a curated record